Messenger RNA from Schizosaccharomyces japonicus yFS275, 324 nucleotides. RefSeq lists its product as hypothetical. Lineage: Eukaryota; Fungi; Ascomycota; Schizosaccharomycetes; Schizosaccharomycetales; Schizosaccharomycetaceae. The record is from RefSeq and is a predicted model, not a curated record. Bases 47 to 319 code for a protein of 90 amino acids. The transcript has a single exon.
CGUGGGCGCGCCAAGUGGAUGACGGAAACGCGAGCGCGGGGGAAUAAUGACCGCCAAUCACGAGCAGGAGAUCGUCAAGGAAGCGAGGAGCAAAGGAGGUGACCAGCAAUGGGCGGGCAGCAGGGCAUUCGGGCAGGGCAAGGGUGGCGGAAAGCACGGAGGAGACGGUGUGGGAGGGCCUUGGGCAGCAUGUCGCAGCACACAGAGUUUGGCGUGUGUGCACCCCCAAAAUCGCGGUCAGGGUCUCGAAUUAGGCUCCCCUGUCCCCUGGCUGCCGACGCGCCCAGACCGGCCUAUGAAAACCCCCCUGACACCUUAACGGCC